AUGGCAAAAACUGCAAAACUCUUGCAAAAUGGGUAUAUGGUGAAAGAGGGAAGCAACGUGAAGAACUGGAAGAAACGAUGGUUUGACUUUAUGAGUGAUGGGGUGUUGAAUUAUUACACGAAUCGGCAAGAGACAUGCCAAAAAGGGAGUCUAGACCUUACCCAUGCGACACAAGUCAUCAAAAACAAUACAAAGAAGUUGAUGUUAGAAGUCACAUUUGACACACAGCGUGUUUUUCGACUUCGUUUUGACGAUGAAAGUGUGGAAGACCGGUGGUUCAAAUGUUUCACCGAGUACAUCGAUGACAGAAAAACGUAUUUAAGAACGGGGUUUUCUAUAUAUGACCCGGUCCAUUUGGAUUCAUUCACAUUUUCCGACUCAAUUGGAGCGACAGAAAAGGGGCAAGUCCAAAACGUGAAAAUGAUAACUACACAACGGUGUUAUUCACUCAAAACACUCAGACAAGCUGCCUUGAACGAUUUUGAGAAAAUGGAGACGAUGAAAAUCCAUGAGAGUCUGAGAGCGACAGACUCUGCCUUUGUGAUCCAGACCCUUUCGAUAUUUGUCGAAGAGAAUUUGUACUUUGUGAUGACAAGUUACCCAUCAAAAAGACUUGCAGACGUCAUGAACAAAUCAAUUUUGCCGGUGCCAAGAAUCAAGUUUUACGCAACGGAAAUUUUGUUGGCGCUGAACGCACUGAAACAAUGCAAUUACGUCCAUAGAGAAAUUAAUCCCGAGACUAUAUUCAUUGGGGACGACGGACAUGUUUUGGUCUCAACACCAAUUGGACUGAAUUUGACAUACAAAAGUGGCAUCAACUAUGUUGCUCCGGAAAUCAUACAAAAGAAGUCUUCGUCCUUUUCAUGCGACUUUUGGUCUCUGGGGAUCAUCCUCUUUUCUAUGGCUUUUGGAGACUCGCCAUUUUUCGAUACCAACCCCGACAUUGUUGCAAAGAAAAUUAUGAACGAACCCGUCAACUUUCCAUAUAACACAUUUCCAGAGGUCGAAAGCUUUAUAGCGGAAAUGCUUGAGAAAGACCCCACGAAGAGAGCGUGUGAAUAUGAAAUACUCAAAAAACGACCGAUAUUCAUUGGAAUUAGUUUUGAGAAAUUCAUUAAAAAGGAGAUCAGUGUAAGUAACUAA
Entamoeba invadens IP1 is the source of this 1143-nucleotide messenger RNA. RefSeq lists its product as hypothetical. Lineage: Eukaryota; Evosea; Mastigamoebida; Endamoebidae. The record is from RefSeq and is a predicted model, not a curated record. The coding region runs from base 1 to 1143 and encodes 380 amino acids. Gene Ontology annotation, biological process: protein phosphorylation. The transcript has 2 exons. Gene Ontology annotation, molecular function: protein kinase activity; ATP binding.